Vicia faba (fava bean) is the source of this 1320-nucleotide messenger RNA. NCBI's taxonomy places the organism in Eukaryota, Viridiplantae, Streptophyta, Magnoliopsida, Fabales, Fabaceae. The record is from the annotation of a GenBank genome assembly.
AUGAUACCCAUUUCAAUUAAGGUAUCUCUGGAUUUCAUGAAGAGCUUGUAUGCAAAGUUUAUUGACUGGGACCAUAUAAUGAUUGACCUAGAGACUAGUAUUCCAUCUCAUGCAACAAAUACAGCGAUAAGCGAGGACCUUGGACAAAUAGAGUACAUUUUGACAGACAAAACAGGCACCUUGACUGAAAAUAAGAUGAUAUUCAGAAGAUGUUGUAUUAAUGGAAUUUUCUAUGGAAAUGAGAGUGGAGAUGCAUUGAAAGAUGUAAAGCUCCUUAAUGCUGUUUCCAGUGGUUCUCCUGAUGCUGCACAGUCUCAGGAUGAAGAUGCUCUUGAUCAAGCUGCUGCUCAGCCGCAUAUGAUUUUCGUCAAUAAAAGUGGAAACAUUUUUGAAGCCAAGUUCAACACUACUAUACUUCAGUAUGAAGUCCUGGAGAUCUUAGAGUUCACUUCUGAUAGGAAAAGAAUGUCAGUAGUGUUGAAAGAUUGCCAAGAUGGAAAGAUCCUUCUCCUGUCAAAGGGAGCAGAUGAGGCUAUUCUUCCAUAUGCUCGUGCUGGGCAGCAAACUCGUCACUUCAUUAAAGCUGUGGAACAAUAUGCUCACUUGGGAUUACGUACACUAUGUUUGGUUUGGCGCGAGUUAAAGAAAGAUGAAUAUCAAGAUUGGUCUUCGAUGUUUAAAGAAGCUAGUAGCACUUUGGUUGAUAGGGAGUGGAGAGUAGCUGAGGUCUGCCAAAGAAUAGAACAUGACUUGGAAAUCCUUGGUGUUACGGCGAUAGAAGAUCGCUUACAGGAUGAAGUUCCUGAAACAAUAGAAACACUAAGGAAAGCUGGAAUAAAUUUUUGGAUGCUAACAAGAGACAAACAAAAUACUGCAAUAACAAAACCCCAAUACCGAUUCUCGAUCUCCUCACUCUACUUAGGACUUGGAAGAAACAGCCGCAACAAACCCGACGACUCACUCCGCGAACCACCGAACAAAGCGCAAAAACGCGUGCAUGCUAUUAACAGAGAGCUUCCACCGCCAAAUGAGCAAUUCAUUUUAGAUUUUGAGCAACUUCAGAGCCAGUUUCCGGACCAUGAGCAAUUACGUUUCGUGGUUGAAGCUGUUCUUAUACCAUUGGUUGCACAGUGUAGUGUUUCUUCGGCAGAAUUACCGGUUGAUCAAAUCAGUCAAGCAGUGUCAACAAUUACCUCUUCUAGCUUAUCACAGUCAGGAAUGUUGCCUCCUCUAAAUACAAUUACUAAUUCUUCUAAUUUUCAGUCUUCAAAUCCUGCAUCUCCAUUGAAUUCUAUCCAUACUAUUGGCUCCCCUGCAUAG